Drosophila pseudoobscura is the source of this 5070-nucleotide messenger RNA. Its product is annotated as zinc finger protein 850. Bases 287 to 4108 code for a protein of 1273 amino acids. NCBI's taxonomy places the organism in Eukaryota, Metazoa, Arthropoda, Insecta, Diptera, Drosophilidae. The transcript has 3 exons. The record is from RefSeq and is a predicted model, not a curated record.
ACGAUUUUUGAAUUUUUGCAAAAUUUUUUAUUUUAAUUUUGCAAGUGAAAUGCAAUUAGAAUAAUUGUCGCGAAGUGCGCGACUGCGAAGAUGGUGAUGGUGCGGGGGCCUUGAUACUUUAAAGGAGCUUCGGCGACGGUGAUAAGCUGGCGCAGCAGGAAAAAUCGGCGUAGGAUACGAAAACUAGUUCUUACAACAGCAACAACUUUUGGUCCCCCCAACCUCUCGCACACAAACUCGCAGACAGUUGUUGUUGUGGCAGACAGACAACAAGCUCCUCCCAAAUAUGGAAGGAAUGGACCUGUGGACGUCCAUGUUCUCGGCAGACUUCGAGGAGGGGGAGGAGGAGAUUGAGCAAUAUGCGAAUGAAAACGGUCUGGACAGCAAUCCCGCCGGCGACAGUGACGACAUUCUGCCCGAGGGCGAUGGCGACGACGAGGACGAAGAAAACGAGGAGGAGGACGACGAUGAUGAUGAUAAUGAUGUGGAGGAUGAUGCGGAGGAGGAGACCGGCCGUGACAGUGGGAAAACAAAAGAGCCCGAUCAGGAUGAUGAUGCCAUAUUUCAGUUCGAUCUGGAGCCGAUUGUAGUCAUUGGAGAGCCACAGGCUCAGCCACCGUUGCUGGCGCCUCCGGGUCCACUUGGCGCGCCGCCUGUGCGUCCCAUGCAUCGGCACUCACUGCCCAGGGCCAGCCAGGGUCGGCCCAAGGAGGGGCGUCUUUCGGGCGUGCUCACGCGGCCCACCACCUCGCAGAUCAAUGCAACAGAUGCGAACGGGAUUCCCAUCAACUAUGAGCUGGGCGUCAUCUACAUCUGCCCCGCGUGCGGAGCGGAAUUCCGGCAGCAGGAUCUCUGGAAACGCCACAUGAACCAGAUGCACCAGUUCAACACGCGCCGCGGCCUCAACUUCAUGGCCAUGGACAAGCUCUAUCAUCGGUGCCUGGAGUGCAACAAGCGCAUCGCCAUGCAUAGCCGGGAGAACCUGCUGAAGCACAAGUUCACCCAUCUGCCGUUCAGGUGCACCAAGUGCUACAUCUGCAAACGGGAGUACAAAUACAGACAAGACCUGAUGGUCCACCUGAGGAUGGUCCAUUGCGACGAGGUGGUGGCCAUGAUGCGGGAGGGCUUCAACUUGGCGGGCCGCAAGACGCGGGUGCGGGAGCCGCGCACAGAACAAAUGCAACGCAAGGACCCGUUCCCGGAAGAGGAUGAAGAGCGGAACGAUCUUCUCGAGCCGGAGACUGAGACUGUGCCACCUAUGCUGGAAGAGGAAGCCCCGCCGAAGCGCAGGAAGAAGCGCUACCAAGGAGGUCCCUCCGGCGAUGGAGGUGCGGAUCUUUGCGAGGAUUACAUCCACUACAUGUGCCCCGAUUGCGGCACGGAGUGCGACACGCACGCCCAGUGGAGUCAGCACAUCGAGUUUGUCCAUGACUACGUCAGUCGCAGGGGGCUCAACUUCAUCAGCGUGGACAUGCAGAUGCAGUGCCUCGAAUGCAAGAAGAUUGUCAUCCCCAACACCAUUAAGACGCUGCGGGCGCACAAGUUCACGCAUCUGUCGCAGCCCGAGUGGCUCCGCUGCAAGCUGUGCUACAAGGGCUACACGGAGCACCACGAGCUGGUCAGUCAUCUGCUGAAGCAGCACCACCUGGAGUCGCUGAUGCCCGAGGAUUCGCCGGAUCCAUCACCCGUCAAAAAGACAGACGGAGGCGACGACUGGGAGGACAAUGGAAAUGGGAGCGUCUUCGAUGACGUGUCACCGCACUUUGAAGAUGUCCCGCGGCGGGGAGGCCGUAUCGGGAGCGAUGACAUGUAUGAGCCCCACAUCGACUACCUGUGUCCGCAGUGCGGCAAGGAAUUCAUCGAGAAGAAGCACUGGCGCACCCAUGUGGUGCAGGUGCACGGCAUGAACGACGUGACGAAGCUCAACUUUGAGAUAAUCAACGAUCGCCAGCUGAAGUGCACGGAAUGCGCCAAGAUCAUAACGAACGCCUACGGCAUACAGAAUGCCCAGCAGCACAGGAUCACGCACCUGCCAUUCAAGGCGUAUGCCAGGUGCCGCAAAUGCCACAAGUCUUACACGGACCGCAAGGGUCUGGUCAAGCACCUGGCCACCUACCACCGUGUGGGCUACGUGCCGCGCAAAACCCUGAAAAGAGGCGGACGACCAGCCGCGCCGUUUGCGUCGCCCAAGCAGCAGCGCAGACAAAUUGUGACCUUGGGAAAAGAGACCUACGAGAUCAUCUUCCUGGACGAAGAGCUGAUGCACUCAAGUGUCGACGAGGAGAACGACUUCGGAGAGCAGAUGCAGAUGGCGGAUGAGGAGGACUUGCCCACUGUCAGUGCUGGCGUACUGCCGCCCAGCCCGAAUCGCUACAAGUGCGUGGAAUGCGGAACGCUGUUCCCCACCCAAGUGGCUCUCAAGUUGCACAUCAGCGAGGCACAUACGUUCCGGGACCCCCCUCAGUACGGGGGAUCCAAGAAGCUGGACAAAUCCCAGGGCAAAGAGGAGUCGCCCAAGAAGAGGAGACUAGGAGCGGGUCCAGCAGCAGCACUGACACCAUCAUCUUCGCCAGCGGCCACAAGCACCCCAUCAUCGGGCACCGUAGAGCAGAACUACAUAUUUCUGUGCCCCUCGUGCGGCGAGGAGUACAAGACGCAGUUCGAAUGGCGCCGCCACAUCAACGAGGCCCACAACUUUGACAAGCGGCAGUAUCUGAAUAUGCGCCAACUCGACAAGUACCGAUACCAGUGCACCCAGUGCAACGACAUUGUGUGCAACUCCAAGUUGAAGGGGCUGCAGGACCACCACUUUCGCCAUCUGCCCUUCCGCCUGUACCUCAAGUGCCUCGUGUGCGGCACCUGCUACAACCACAAGCCCAACAUUGCCGCUCAUCUGAGGACGCGGCACAACAUCUACGAGCGCGAAACGCCCUGGCGGGAGCUACAGACCAAGCCCCAGUACUCUUAUGUUCAGUCCAAGGAAAAGGACAGGGACACGGCCGUCAAGAGCAGGCCGCAAUCACCCUCGCAUGCAGUUGUGCCCUCCUCAUCAGGCUCAUCCAGUACCAGCAGUCGCCCACUCUGGCCACAGUCCGAGAAGCGUCCGACACGGCCGGCCGGUCUCAACACCCUGGAGGACAGCAUCUCGUACCACAAUGCGGUGGACAUGGACUUCAUCACCUACUACUGCCCCAAGUGCAACAAGAACUUCGACUCGCACGCCUUCUGGCGCAAGCACAUCGUGGAGCACCACAACUUCAACAGCCGCGAGGGCCUGAACUUCCGGCAGAUCGACAUCCACCACUACUUAUGCCUGGAGUGCUACAAGCGUGUCACCGUCACCCAUACCAAGGGCGCCAUCGGGCAGCUCCAGUCGCACAAGUUCCGCCACCUGCCCUACCGCUCCUUCAAGUGUCUCACCUGCAACGGAGAGUUUGUGCGCAAGCAGAUGUUCUUCAAGCAUCUCAAUCGGGACACCAAUCGGUGCGAUAACAAGCCCAGCGCCGCAGAGGUGUUUGAUGACGAGGAGCAGGACGCGAUUGGCGUCACCGCCGCGGAAGAUGAAGACGUUGAAGCCUCUGCCUAUCGACUGAUGUGCCCCCAGUGCGGCGACGACUUCACCACCUCCAACCAGGCGGUGUGGCACAACCACCUCAACGUCUCGCACGGCCUGGACAAGCAGCUUCUGCACAUUCGGAAGGUAGGCGAGGGGCUCUACCGCUGCCACGACUGCAACGAGGAGUUGGCUACGAAGAGCAGGCGGGUCCUGCAGCAGCACCGCUUCAAGCAUAUGCCCCAUUCCGGCUACAUUCGUUGCCAACUUUGCGAGAGCGGGACGGAUGAGAAGGCGGCUGAAGUGCACAGCAUGCGGGAGCUGCAUCAGCACAUCCGCGAGCACCAUCCGGCAGUGGACGAGAGCGACGAGAGGAUGCUGAAGGUGCGCCAGCUAAUGGACGAGGAGGAGACCGACGAGGACCGUCAGCCAACAGCAAACAGUGACAAUGAAUCAGGCUCGACGCCAAACAAUGGUCCAUAUAUGCCGCUACCGCCGCAUUUACUGGACGAGGUGGAGGAUUUGGAUUUCGAGGAUCAGUAUCUGCUGGGAUAGGGUGCCCACCCCACUCACACCUGCCACCUCCCAUUCCCAGUAUCCACAAUAACGUGUACUUCCAGUGGUCAACCCAAUAAUCGAGUCUCUCUAAAGGACUGAGAAUGAGAUUAAGCAAAAAGUAUUCUUAGACAUUAGCCAUUAGACACCGUAUAACACCUAGCUUCCACUCAUACUCAUAGCUAGUUUUUAAGUUUUGAGACACCCUCUCUCAUUUUAGUAGCUGUAAGCCGUAAAAUCUAUUUAUUGGAACCCUCGCGGAUAUCGACCACGCGCCCAUAGACUCCACCAGAUUUCAAUGAUAUUUUCAAGACUACACAAUAAUUUAACUAUAUUUAUGCGCUUUCAGUGAGGUAGCCGCAGGCCGAGCUGAAAACUUAUUUAAGAGCACUGGUUCAAGUGCGCACUUUGCUGAAAACUUUGAAGGCUCGCCCAUGGCACCUGUGCUUUUUUAUAUCGAUCAAGCAUGUUUGUCUUUAUCAGCAAGCCAUAUGAUAUGAUACAGCGAUGGGCUAUGUACAAAUCGGAAGUUUUAAUGUGACUAUCUUAAAACAAUGUAGAAGUUUUUUUUAUAUAGAUACAGAUGUUGGAUCACCCGAUUACGACAAAUGAUUGGCAAGAUCAUAAAAGAAAUCUAUGUGCAGAGUUUCCGAAGGUAGGCGGGAAUACUGAGGGGAGGUUGAAGUACGCAAAAUAUGCGUUGUGAGGAGCCCAAGGGCGGAAUGCCGGCGGCGACGGCACAGCUAUCAGAUCAUAUUUCAACUCAGCCGACAGUAUGUGCACCCUCAGCUUGGCUGAGCUCAGAUCGAAAUUUUGAAAGCUCCUCUUUCAGCUAGAGUGUGCGCGGGACUCCCAAUGUAGAUGAAAGCUUGAGCAUGUGAGAUGCACUCCUUCUGGGUUAUCUCUCUGCUCGAAUAAUGUUAAUAAAUAAGAAAUUCCUUUCGAGAACUAAUCGACUUACA